CUGUUUAAAAAUCUUUUUUUUUAAUCGGGAUCGGAAAAUUCCGUUUGUAUAGUCGAUAAAUGUAAACAAACUUCGUUAUUGCUGAGUAGCUUAUUGCUGAGUAGCUUGACUUUGGUCUCUGCAAGACCACAAUCCAUAUCAGAGGACCAUAAAGUCUAAAAUGUCGAAAAAGAAAAUAAGUCUGACUAGAUUAAAGACUGUCGCUGAAAAAGGUGGCGAGAGGAAACCCAAACAAAUCACAAUUUCAAAGUUCUUCUCGGCUCCCAAGUCGCCUGUCGUUGCGCAAGAGGAGAGAGGGGAUGCUCCUGUUGUCGUCGUUGUUGACGAUGAAUCACUAAAGAAACAAGAUACAGCGUGUAAAAAAGGAGGAAAGAAAAGAUUAAAAGAAAAUGGCCAAGUAACACAUGAAAGCAAAAGAAAAUGUGUCCGCUCCAGUGAUAACCAACCUUCUACCUCAAAUGACCUACCUAUCUCAUCCAAGGAAGAAUUCAGUACGCAGGAUAAACACACCAGAUUGUCAGCCUCCACUCAAACCAAACUAGACAGGUUUCAGUCAGAUGAGGUCGUAGACUCUACAGAGAUCAGAGAUAUAACAUCCUAUGUCCCAAGGCAAUCUAUAGUUAACAUUAGUAUUGACAAUGAUCUGAAUGAAGUCGGUAAAAAUGCUGUUAUUCCUGUAAGUGACGAUGAUGAUGAACCUUCUACCUCAGAACCGGGUUUCAGUUUAAAGAAGUUUGCUGCCACUCAGAGCAAGCACAGUGGAAAGACCUCUGUCAAUAAAAGAACCAAGACCAAAUACACUCCCCUAGAGCAGCAGUAUAUAGAACUAAAGGAGAAGUACCCAGACACACUGCUGUUUGUGGAGUGUGGAUACAAGUACAGGUUCUUUGGGGAAGAUGCCGAGAAUGCUGCCCAUGUAUUAAAGAUCUACUGCCACCUGGACCAUAACUUCAUGACGGCCAGCAUCCCUGUCCAUCGCCUGUUUGUCCAUGUCAGGAGACUAGUAGCCGCGGGGUAUAAGGUGGGGGUAGUGAAGCAGAUGGAGACAGCGGCCCUGAAGGCCUGUGGGGACAACAAAAGUGGGCCGUUCACCCGACAACUAACAGCCAUGUACACCAAGUCUACCUUGUUUGGUCAAGAUGUGGACCCAGUUAAUUUCUCAGAGGAACUUCAAGGGGAGAUAAAUGUGGAGGAGAGCUGUAGCAGCGAGUACCUGAUGUGUGUGUAUGAUGUUCCUUGUGACCGGGACGUCAAGCACCAAACUAUAGGUAUCCUUGCUGUGCAGCCAUCGACGGGGGACGUAAUCUAUGACAGCUUUGAAGACUCGGAUCUCCGGAGUCAGCUGGAGACAAGAAUCCUCCACAUUCAGCCUGUGGAACUCCUCAGCAGUAAGACACUCUCUGAUGCCACCCAGAAACUAUUGUCAGACAUUGCAACGAUGAGAUCGACUGAUGAUGAUAGAUUACGACAAGAGUUUUGCGAUGAUGAGGUGUUUGAAUUCAGAUCAGCAUUUACAAGAGUGUCUGACUUUUACAAGAAGCAUGCGAAAGACCCCUCAGUGCUACAGCUAGUGAUCAAUCUUCCCUAUGCUGUCAUUAGCUGUCUAGCUGCUGUGCUGAAUUAUUUAGAAGAUUUUGGCCUUCAGAAGGCUUUACAGGACACAAGUAACUUCAGCCAGUUUUCUGAAAAGUCCAAGUAUCUUUAUCUGCCUGGGAACACGGUGAGAAAUCUGGAACUCUUCUCUAACCAGAACGAUGGCAAAGAGAAGAACUCUGUCUAUUGGUUGAUGAAUCAGACUGUGACAAAGUAUGGAAGCAGGAAACUCAAGGCCUGGCUAGCCUGCCCCUUAAAGGACAACAAAGAAAUUCUUCAGAGACAGGAAGCAGUGAAUACAAUACUAGACAAUUUCAACUGUAGUGUUUUAACCAAACUAAGGAGUGUCCUUGGAAAAUCACCAGACUUAGAGAGAGGACUUUGCUCAAUAUACCAUGAAAAGUGUAGUGUACAAGAAUUGUAUGCAGUCUGUAGGUCCCUAUCAGCAGCUCUAUGUGAAGUCGAGGCCAUGAAGAAAUGGUUGACGGAGAAUUCCUGCUCAUUAUUGCUUACUUUAUUCAGUGAAAUUCCAAUUCUACUCUCAGAUGUCAAGCAAUUUAAGGAAGCACUCAACGAAGCUGCUGUCAAAGCUAAUGAUAAGACCAAUAUUUUCACUAAUGAGGAAGAUUUCCCAGACAUUAGAAAGAGGAAGAAUCAGAUUGAGACUGUCAGGAGAGAAAUCGUUGAUCAUCGACGGGAAGUUAGAAUCGCGCUUCGUCAGCCAUCUCUGGAAUAUGUCACAGUAAUGGGAGUAGAGUAUCUUAUAGAAGUGAAGAAUGCCCACAUGAACCUGGUGCCCAAAGACUGGUUCAAAAUCAACAGCACAAAGGCUGUGGGCAGAUUUCACUCGCCGUUCAUUCAGGAGAAAGUGAAGGAACUGAGCCAGUUACAGGAACAGCUGGUGCUAGACUCCCAGGCAGCAUGGCUGUCAUUUUUACAACAGUUUAAUGAUGGAUUUAGGAGAUACAAAAAAGCAGUAGAUCAUCUGGCUUCCUUUGAUUGCUUGUUUUCCUUGGCUUCUGUGGCUAAGGGUCAAGGCUUCUGCAGGCCAGAACUGGUUGCUGAUGAUAUGUGUAUUGAGAUCAGACAAGGUAGACACCCUGUGAUCCAGCACCUGAUUGGAGAGGGGGGCCAGUACGUGGCCAAUGACACAGAUUUACAGGGUUCUGCAGAGAGAGUAAUGAUAAUCACAGGCCCCAACAUGGGAGGUAAAAGUUCCUACAUCAAACAAGUGGCCAUCAUCUGUAUCUUGGCUCAGAUAGGAUCCUAUGUACCAGCCGAAUCUGCUAGAUUAGGCAUCCUGGAUGCUGUUUUUACAAGGAUGGGGGCGGCUGAUGAGAUUUUCAGUGGGCGUAGCACCUUCAUGGUGGAACUUCAGGAGACGUCGGACAUUUUAUCUCAAGCCACCUCCCGCUCCCUGGUCAUUCUGGAUGAACUGGGCAGGGGAACCAGUACACAUGAUGGUGUGGCCAUCGCAUACGCCACUCUGGACUACUUUAUAUCAAAGAUUCAGAGUCUAACAUUAUUUGUUACACAUUAUCCUAUUUUGGCUGAGUAUGAAAAGCUUUACCCAACUAAUGUUGGAAACUUUCACAUGGGAUUCAUUGUCAAUGAAACUGAUACAUCAGCUAGUGAUGACCGGAAGCAGACCAUUACUUUCUUGUACCAACUGGUCCGAGGAAUGGCAGCUCGGAGUUAUGGAUUAAAUGUAGCCAGGCUUGCUGGUAUACAUCAUGACAUCAUCCAGGGAGCAGAGCUGUUGUCAUCACAGUUAGAAGAGAGGAUUCAGAAGAGAAGAUUUCAGUUAGAGGCCUUCCAGAACCUGAUGUCAACAACACGUGACCAGGAAUUGAUUGAAUAUACCAAGACAUUCAUUAAAUCUUAUGACGCAGCUGAUAGAAAUUAUCAAUGUUAGACUGAAUAAUGACACUGUGGU
Molecule: messenger RNA, 3529 nt
Organism: Magallana angulata
Lineage: Eukaryota; Metazoa; Mollusca; Bivalvia; Ostreida; Ostreidae
Product: DNA mismatch repair protein Msh3-like
Exons: 21
Coding region: 161-3508 (1115 amino acids)
Biological process (GO): mismatch repair; mitotic recombination
Cellular component (GO): nucleus
Molecular function (GO): mismatched DNA binding; ATP binding; ATP-dependent DNA damage sensor activity
Source: RefSeq, a predicted model, not a curated record